AUGAAAUUAUUAUUACAACUUUUAAUUUUAGCAAUUAUUUUUACAACAUUAGUAAAUGGUCAAUUUGUUCAAUUAAAUUAUUAUAAUUAUCAAAAUGAUCAAUCAUGUAAUGGUGAAAUUAUUUCAACAACAUUUAAUCGUGAAAGUACAUGUUUAGAUGGAACUGAAUAUGUUUGUGUUGGUAAUGAAAUUCAAAUUAAUUAUUACAAAGAUGCAAAUUGUACUAAAGGAAUAUUCCAACAAUUGACUCAAGAAAAUGGUGUAUGUCAAGGUGCCCUAACAUUUAACUGUGUUGAUAAUUAUCAAUUUGUUGAUAACUCAUUCAUUACUAUAAUUUCAGAGAGUUGUAAUGAUUGGAAGAAUACUCCAAAUUCAAUUUUAUCAAAUCCAUUAAAUAAAUGUAUUAUUAAUCCAUCUGAAAAUGCAACUAUCUUUACUUGUACCAGUGAUUCAAUAACUACUUCAACUUAUCCAUCAGCAACUAAUUGUAAUGGCACACCUUCAAACUUUACUCUAACAUUACCAGAAUGUGAUACUGAAAUCACAAAAGAUGCUUAUAAUUAUAUUUGUAAUCAAUAA
Dictyostelium discoideum AX4 is the source of this 579-nucleotide messenger RNA. RefSeq lists its product as hypothetical. The record is from RefSeq and is a predicted model, not a curated record. The transcript has a single exon. NCBI's taxonomy places the organism in Eukaryota, Evosea, Eumycetozoa, Dictyosteliales, Dictyosteliaceae. Bases 1 to 579 code for a protein of 192 amino acids.